ACUCCGCAACUUCGGCCACGGCGGCCGGGCGCUCUCGGCCCCGGCGCGCGUCGCUGCGGGGCUGCGGUGCGGCCAGCCCGGCCGGGCUCGGCUCGCCACCCUGCGCCUCCCCCGUGCCCGUCGGGGACCGCUGGCGCCUCCCGCGGGGAGUCCUCGCCCACGCGUCACCCGCAGCGUCUGGGGGACCCUGGGACGUGCGGGGUCGCGAGGCCGAGCCGGGCGCCCCCCAGUGGCCAGCGCCGGACCCCAUGGCUGGGCCGCGCGGAGCCGAGCGGGCAAGGUGAAUCCAGCCCUGGGGCCGGCUGCCGGAGCGCUUGGCGGGGGCGCCGGCUCCAUGGGCAGCGGCGCUCGGCACGAUGAUGGACGUUAACAGCAGCGGCCGCCCCGACCUCUACGGCCAUCUCCGCUCUCUCAUCCUGCCGGAGGUGGGGCGCAGGCUGCAGGACCUGAGCCCCGACGGUGGCGCCCACUCGGUGGUGAGCUCCUGGAUGCCGCACCUGCUGAGCGGCUUCCCAGAGGUGACAGCUAGCCCGGCGCCCACCUGGGACGCGCCCCCGGACAAUGUCUCCGGCUGCGGGGAGCAGAUCAACUAUGGCAGAGUCGAGAAAGUUGUGAUCGGCUCCAUCCUGACGCUCAUCACGCUGCUGACGAUCGCGGGCAACUGCCUGGUGGUGAUCUCGGUGUGCUUUGUCAAGAAGCUCCGCCAGCCCUCCAACUACCUGAUUGUGUCCCUGGCGCUGGCUGACCUCUCGGUGGCCGUGGCGGUCAUGCCUUUCGUUAGUGUCACGGACCUCAUCGGGGGCAAGUGGAUCUUCGGCCACUUCUUCUGCAACGUCUUCAUCGCCAUGGACGUCAUGUGCUGCACGGCCUCGAUCAUGACCCUGUGCGUGAUCAGCAUCGACAGGGAGUCCAUUGCUGGGCACCGAAGAAUUGGAUCUCUAAGGAAAUAUUGAACAGUCCUAGUACCUUGGGAUCACCAGGCCCCUCACGUACCCCGUGAGGCAGAAUGGGAAAUGUAUGGCCAAAAUGAUUCUGUCGGUCUGGCUUCUCUCUGCCUCCAUCACCUUACCUCCUCUCUUCGGAUGGGCUCAGAAUGUGAACGAUGACAAAGUGUGCUUGAUCAGCCAGGAUUUUGGCUACACGAUCUACUCCACCGCAGUGGCGUUUUAUAUCCCCAUGUCGGUCAUGCUGUUCAUGUACUAUCAGAUUUACAAGGCCGCCAGGAAGAGCGCAGCCAAACACAAGUUCUCAGGCUUCCCACGCGUGCAGCCGGAGAGCGUCAUCUCCCUGAAUGGCGUGGUGAAACUCCAGAAGGAGGUGGAAGAGUGUGCGAACCUUUCGAGACUGCUCAAACACGAAAGGAAAAACAUUUCCAUCUUCAAGAGGGAACAGAAAGCAGCCACUACCUUGGGGAUCAUCGUGGGAGCCUUCACGGUGUGCUGGCUGCCGUUUUUCCUCUUGUCCACAGCAAGGCCCUUUAUCUGUGGCACCUCCUGUAGCUGCAUCCCGCUGUGGGUGGAGAGGACAUGUCUGUGGCUGGGCUAUGCAAACUCUCUCAUUAACCCUUUUAUAUAUGCCUUCUUCAACCGGGACCUGAGGACCACCUAUCGUAGCCUACUCCAGUGCCAGUACCGGAAUAUCAACCGGAAGCUCUCUGCUGCAGGCAUGCACGAAGCCCUGAAACUUGCUGAGAGGCCUGAGAGAAGCGAGUUUGUGCUCAUGACUGGAGCCUCAGGAGUCCAGAAGGCACUGGAGAAUUUACCUUGGGGUAACGGAGUGAAUACAGGGAUAAAAGCUGUGAAUUCUGUUGCACUGACAAAACUGUGACCACUGUGGGAAAAAAGGUCAUGAUACAUGAUCCAGAGCGGAACCCUGGAGAAGAAGUAAUGCAGAACAGGGGGAAACAACGAAACCAUUGGCUGAGACUGCACAACAGAACUUGGCUUCUGUCUUCUUGGCAUGGCUGAAAUGUGACAAGGGGUGAUCUGUUGUACAAAGUGUAUCUUGAGGGAGAUGGCAACCUCUCUCUGUUUUUUUCUGUGGAUCAGUGAUAUUGUGUUUAAAUGAAAAAAAAUGCUCAGUGUCAGACAGCCAGUCAUCUCUGCGGUAAGCACACUACAGCGCUGGGUUCUGGGAGGGGAGGGAAGCAGUUUCUGGUGCUUUCCACAAAUCCACAUCCAUGAGAGUGGGGGGAAAUCCUAACGCACAAUUCCCAUGCUUCCCGUCUAGGCUUUGUGGUAACUCUUCAGGAACCAUUCAUGAGACAGAGUUCAUUUUGUGGUCUAUCAGAAGGGUGUCUUUCCAAGCAAACUGCAGUAAGCAUCGUGUUGAAUGUGUUGCAUGUCCAUGUUAGAAAACAGAAACCAGUCAUCAGCGAACACAAGCGAUUCCCCGGAGCAGUGUUCAUUCAAAGCUUCUGUUAAAUACUGUGGCUUUUCUGCAGGGUCCUUGUGACUUUCCACCAGUGUAUGUCCACCGUUAAAUCCUUUAUCAUUAUGGUGUAACUCAGGAACAGAUCUCAGGAUGGAGAGAGGCAGAAAACCUGAAUAAAGCUUUUCCUUGUACUCACACUCCUGAAGGCUCCUGAGAGAGAAUGGUAACUGGAGAAGAGUGAAUGCCGCAUCACUGCAUUGUAUAUUAACAUGAUUCUUGGCAUGUUGUUUACUCUCAUCUUCUACAAGGGUACAAGGAGCCCACGGGGCUGGUCCAUAAUGGUGUGUUAUGAGCAGGGAGUGUGGCAAUAGCAUAUCCAUGAAUGAUUGUGGUUGUUUCUGGAGACAGUAUAAACAUGGUCAUCCAACUGGACUGUUUGAAUUGUGUGAAUUAGCUCUCACUUGAACCCCCAUUGUUAAUACUCUGGAACACCAUUCUGUUUCAUGUGGAGAAUUUGUCUCUGUGUUCUCUGUAUCUUAAAUCAAAUGUGUGCCUGAUGAAUUCUGUCCCUUAACUCCCUCCCACCAAUAAAAAUGGUCAAAGUUAAGGACAGAUAAGGAAACAGAAAGGUUUUUUUUGUGGAUAGUAUCAUUUAAAUGUUACUAUGUAGUAGUCUGGGUGAAGGAGAGGGAAAGGCACAGAUCAGAAGAGUACCCAUGCCUACAAGGGGACAUGAAUGAAAACCUUUAUUUGAUAAAAAGAGAACUGAAAGAGAAUAUUAUUUUCCUACAGUUAAGGAGGCUGUCCUUUCACAGGAUAAAAUAGAGUUACAAAGUGGAUUAUGGACUUCUUCCAGAUGUCACUGAUGUUUAUUAUGAGAGCAGGACCCCUUUCCUGUGGAGGGGAGGUAGGCACUGUCCUUUCAGACAAAGUGUGUACAAAUUCCUGAGCUGCAGAUUCGCUAGAGUGAACGUAUAUACUUAUAUUCAUAAUUUAAAUAACAAUUAUGUCAUAUACAUGUUGUUAAAUUUGAAAAAAAUGUUUUAUUACAUCACAUCAAAUAAAGGUUAUUUGUAGCUGUAAUAAAGUAACUUAAGUAAUUGUUUUUAAUAAAAGGUCUGAUGUCAUACAUGUUAUUCUACAAAGGAUGGUGGGGGUGGGGUGCAUACUCUGAGCUUGCGCUUGCUUGCUAAACCUCUAACAGGUACCUGGGGAUGAUGGUGCACACCUAUAACCCUAACACACAGGAAGCAGAGGCAGGGGGAUCUCAAGUUUGAAGACAGUCUGAGUUUACAUCUAGAGACAUUUUUAAAAAAGUUCCUAGAAAGUAAUUGACAGGUUUAUCCUAAAUUACAUUUCAAUGUAGAAACCUAUCUCUUUAGUAAUUAAAAAAAAUUGAAUAAAAAAGUGUUUGUUGAUUUGAUAAA
Mus musculus (house mouse) is the source of this 3800-nucleotide messenger RNA. RefSeq names its product 5-hydroxytryptamine (serotonin) receptor 7 (gene Htr7). Gene Ontology annotation, biological process: chemical synaptic transmission; circadian rhythm; G protein-coupled receptor signaling pathway. The record is from RefSeq and is a predicted model, not a curated record. The transcript is spliced from 5 exons. Gene Ontology annotation, molecular function: G protein-coupled serotonin receptor activity; G protein-coupled receptor activity. The coding region runs from base 1018 to 1827 and encodes 269 amino acids. NCBI's taxonomy places the organism in Eukaryota, Metazoa, Chordata, Mammalia, Rodentia, Muridae. Gene Ontology annotation, cellular component: plasma membrane; cilium; membrane.